AUGGCCAUUGAACAAGUAACCAACGAGUCUCCUCCCUCUUCUCCUUUAGGAUCCUCCGUGAUCCCCAUCGUCAACAAGCUACAAGACAUAUUCGCUCAGCUCGGGACCCACUCUUCCAUCGAGCUUCCUCAGGUAGCUGUCGUUGGGAGCCAGAGCAGUGGCAAGUCCAGCGUCCUUGAAGCUCUCGUUGGCAGAGACUUUCUCCCACGUGGUAAUGAUAUCUGCACUCGUCGUCCUCUUGUUCUUCAGCUUGUUCAGACUAAAAGCAAGUCUAGUGGUGGAUCAGAUGACGAGUGGGGAGAGUUUCUUCAUUUGCCUAGUAACCAUCGUAUCUAUGACUUCUCGAAGAUUCGUCGCGAAAUUGAGGCUGAGACGAAUAAGUUAGCAGGAGAGAACAAAGGUGUUAAAGACAAGCAGAUUCGUUUGAAGAUAUUUUCUCCUAAUGUAUUGGAUAUCACACUUGUGGAUCUCCCUGGUAUCACUAAGGUGCCUGUGGGUGACCAGCCUACUGAUAUUGAAGCGCGUCACAGAACAAUAGGUGUUAUCACAAAGUUGGAUAUCAUGGACAAAGGUACCGAUGCUCGUAAUCUACUUCUUGGGAAAGUUGUGCCUCUACGACUUGGUUAUGUUGGAGUUGUAAACCGUUGCCAGGAGGAUAUUUUGCUAAACCGUUCAGUCAAGGACGCACUUACUGCAGAAGAGAAGUUCUUCCAGAGUCGCCCAGCUUAUCAUGGUCUUGCUGAUCGUGUGGGCAUCCCUCAGCUAGCAAAGAAGUUAAAUCAGAUUCUUGUUCAACAUAUCAAGGCUCUACUUCCUGAUUUGAAGUCGCGUAUAAGUAAUGCUUUAGUUGCUACAGCUAAGGAGCAUCAAAGCUAUGGUGAAGUUACAGAGUCCAGGGCUGGUCAAGGAGCUCUUCUUCUCAACUUUCUUUCAAAAUAUUGUGAAGCAUACUCUUCAUUGUUAGAAGGGAAAAGUGAAGAAAUGUCUACAUCAGAGCUCUCCGGAGGAGCUAGAAUUCACUAUAUUUUCCAGUCAAUCUUUGUUAAAAGCUUGGAGGAAGUUGAUCCAUGCGAAGACUUGACCGAUGAUGAUAUUCGGACAGCAAUCCAGAAUGCAACUGGUCCAAGAGCCGCAUUGUUUGUUCCAUACGUUCCAUUUGAAGUUCUUGUAAGGAGGCAGAUAUCUCGUUUGCUAGAUCCUAGCCUUCAGUGUGCUAGGUUCAUUUUUGAUGAGCUCAUAAAGAUUAGCCAUAAAUGUAUGAUGAAUGAGAUACAACGCUUCCCUGUCCUAAGAAAGCGUAUGGAUGAGGUUAUAAGAGAUUUCUUGAGAGAAGGUCUUGAACCCUCAGAAGCAAUGAUUGGGGAUCUUAUUGAUAUGGAGAUGGAUUACAUAAACACUUCACAUCCUAAUUUUAUUGGUGGAACCAAGGCUGUGGAGGUUGCAAUGCAGAAAGUGAAGUCUUCAAGGAUUCCCCACCCUGUUGUGGCAAGACCAAAGGAGACAGUGGAGCCUGAUAGAACAUCUUCUUCUUCCGCAAGUCAAGUGAAGUCUCGAUCAUUUCUCGGAAGACAAGCUAAUGGAAUUGUUUUGGAUCAGGGUGUUGUAUCUGCUGAUGCUGAAAAGGCACCACAAUCAAAUGCAAGUGAAUCAAGGUGGGGCAUUCCUUCAAUUUUUAGAGGGAGUGAUAAUAGGGGAGUCACCAAAGAAAACUUCUUAAACAAACCAUUCAAUGAUACUAUUGAGGAUAUGUCUCAGAGUAACUUAUCAAUGAUCUAUCUGAAGCAGCCCCCAGCUGUGCUGAGACCAUCAGAAACCCAUACAGAACAGGAAGAUGUCGAGAUUCAGAUAACAAAGCUGUUACUCAAAUCAUACUAUGACAUUGUGAGGAAGAAUAUUGAGGACUCAGUACCAAAAGCAAUCAUGCAUUUCCUGGUAAACCACACGAAACGUGAGCUGCACAAUGUCUUCAUCAAGAAGCUUUACAGGGAGAACUUGUUUGAAGAAAUGUUGCAAGAGCCAGAUGAGAUAGCAGGUAAGAGGAAACGCACUCAAGAGACUCUCCACAUUCUUCAACAAGCUUACAGGACACUAGACGAGUUACCCUUGGAAGUUGGAUCAGUGUCCAAUGGUGGUACUGAUACAACAAGCGUGUCAAAAUAUCUGGACUUACCUACAUCUUCUUCUUCGAUCUAUUCCACGAGCAGUUCAUCAUACUCAGCAUCUCCUGGUUCUGGAAGAAGAUAUAGAAGAGCAGGAGAUCAACACCAGAAUGGAUAUGGGUUCUGA
Eruca vesicaria subsp. sativa (arugula) is the source of this 2286-nucleotide messenger RNA. The record is from the annotation of a GenBank genome assembly. Lineage: Eukaryota; Viridiplantae; Streptophyta; Magnoliopsida; Brassicales; Brassicaceae.